Trichosurus vulpecula (common brushtail) is the source of this 2202-nucleotide messenger RNA. It is a transcript of the gene TGM5, whose product is annotated as transglutaminase 5. The record is from RefSeq and is a predicted model, not a curated record. Gene Ontology annotation, biological process: peptide cross-linking. Lineage: Eukaryota; Metazoa; Chordata; Mammalia; Diprotodontia; Phalangeridae. Bases 1 to 2202 code for a protein of 733 amino acids. The transcript is spliced from 13 exons. Gene Ontology annotation, molecular function: protein-glutamine gamma-glutamyltransferase activity.
AUGGCACUUGGUCCUGACAGCCCAUUGGUCAGGGGAACAACCCAUAUUCUCUGCCUGUUCACAGGGCUGGAGGUGUCUGUCUCCGAUUUCCAGUGCUACCAGAACAAUGUGCAGCAUCACACAGAGGAGAUGAGUUUCCAGCGGCUCAUCGUGCGUCGGGGCCAGGCUUUCUCCAUCACACUGUACUUUAAGAACAGGGGAUUCCAGUUGGACAUGGACAAAAUCAUCUUCAUCACAGAGACUGGUCCAAAGCCUGACCUCUCCAUGGGCACCCGAGCCAUAUUCUCCAUAGAAGAACAAAACUUCAAGAGCCCUUGGAUUGCACUGAUCAAGUCCAAUGGGGCCAACUCCCUGGAGGUCAGUCUAUGUGCCCCGCCCAUGGCAGCGAUUGGUGAAUACCUUCUGAAAGUUCACAUUGAUCCCUUCCAAGGACCCGUCACAGCAUAUCACCUUGGGGAGUUCAUUGUUCUCUUCAAUCCUUGGUGUCCAGCUGAUGAAGUCUAUUUAGAGAAUGAGCCUCAGAGACAGGAAUACAUCAUGAAUGAUCAUGGCUUCAUCUACCAGGGUAACAAGAACUGGAUCCGUCCGUGUCCAUGGAACUACGGACAGUUUGAAGAAAAUAUCAUAGACAUUUGCCUGAAGCUCUUAGACAAGAGCUUGAAUUUUCAAGUUGAUCCAGUCAUGGACUGCGCCCUGCGGGGGAGCUCCGUGUAUAUCAGCAGAGUUGUCAGUGCCAUGAUCAACAGCAAUGAUGACAGUGGUGUACUCAAUGGGAAAUGGAGUGAGGGCUACGAUGAUGGAAUCAGCCCCUCUGAAUGGAAUGGUAGUGUGGCCAUCUUGAAGCAGUGGUAUGCCACAGGGGGCCAGCCUGUGAAAUACGGACAGUGCUGGGUCUUUGCAGCUGUGAUGUGCACAGUGAUGAGGUGCCUGGGGAUCCCCACUCGAGUCAUUACCAACUUUGAUUCAGGGCAUGAUACGGAUGGAAAUUUGAUUAUCGAUACAUAUUAUGACCACACUGGAAGGAUCCUGGAGAAUAAGAAGAAGGACAGUGUAUGGAAUUUCCAUGUGUGGAAUGAAUGCUGGAUGGCGAGAAGAGAUCUUCCCUCAAAAUACGGAGGUUGGCAGUUGCUAGAUGCCACUCCUCAAGAGACAAGCAAUGGUGUCUACUGCUGUGGUCCUGCCUCAGUCAGAGCCAUCAAGGAAGGGGAGGUGGAGUUGAAAUAUGACACAGCCUUUGCCUUCUCCAUGGUGAACUCCGACUGUGUGUCCUGGCUCGUCUAUGGUGGGAAGGAACAGAAACUUCACCAAGACACCAAUUUGGUUGGCAACUUUAUCAGUACGAAGAGCAUCCAGAGCGAUAAGAGGGAGGACAUUACUGCGAACUACAAGUACGAAGAAGGCUCAGCCCUGGAGCGAGAGGCGUUUCUGAAGGCUCUUCGGAACGUGCAGUCUAGAGAACAUCUGGAGAGUGACAGAGGACUUCCCCAUCCUGAAGAGCCCUCUCCAGUAACGGAGGAGGGAAACCCACACCUGACUUCUCCCUGCGGGCCAAAGGAUGUGAGCCUGAAAUUCAAGCUGGUUGAGCCUGCCUGCCUGGGCCUGGACAUACAAUUUGUUCUGCAAUCUUUCAACUUGGCUGUACAGUUGAAGGACCUUAAGGUGAACCUGAGUGCUCAGUCCUUGCUCCACAACGGCAGUCCCCUGCCCGUGUUCUGGCAAGACACAGCGUUCAUCGCUCUAUUGCCCAGUGAAGCAAAGAUGUACCCCUGCACAAUUCCCUAUUCCCAGUACAGCCGGUUUCUGUCACCAGACAAGCUGAUCCGGAUCAGUGCCCUGGGAGAAGAGAUGAACAGUUCAGAGAAGUUCCUGGUUGACAAGAUCAUCACCUUGGAACUUCCGAGCAUCGUGAUUAAUGUUCUGGAAAAACCCAUUGUGGGCCAGAUGCUUUCCAUACAAGUGAUGUUUGAAAACCCUCUCUUGGAGGAGGCAGGGGAUUGUGAACUGACUGUGGAAGGCAGCGGCCUGUUCAAGAAACAGAUGAGGAUCGUUGUUGGAAUGCUCAAGCCCCAAAGUAAGGCCAGCGUCACUAUUAAAACUGUCCCCUUCAAGAGUGGCCAGAGGCAGAUCCAAGCCAAUCUGAAGAGCAACAAAUUUAAGGAUAUCAAAGGAUACAAGAAUGUGAAUAUUGCCCCUGAAUUAUAA